Molecule: messenger RNA, 1164 nt
Organism: Rotaria socialis
Lineage: Eukaryota; Metazoa; Rotifera; Eurotatoria; Philodinida; Philodinidae
Source: the annotation of a GenBank genome assembly
AUGACUGAUAGUGAAAUGAACGCUGAUUUGAGUCGUCUACGAUCCUUCAUCCAUCAUGGCAAAUUGAAAAAGAUCAAAAAUCUUUUAAAUAAUCAACCAAAACGAUUAAACUAUUUUCUCGAACAUGAAUUUGAUGCUUGUGCCCAUGCUACACAAUUUAAAGAAGAGAGAGCUUUACGUCUCCUACAUGAAUAUGGAUUUCCAAUCGAUGGCUAUCCUCGUACACGCUCAUUAACGCCUUUGAUCAUCGCUAUUCGUCGUUGUGAUAUUGGUUUUGUUCGAACACUUAUUGAACUUGGCUGUGAUGUCAAUUGUUCUGUUCGUUCCUAUACAAUCAUUCCAUUGAUUGAAGCUUAUCAAGUGUAUAAAAAUAAGCAGGAGAAUCUUUUUUUCUUUGAAACUGCUAAAGAAAUAUUCCGAUUUCUACUACAAUCGGGUGCAUCGCCCAAUGUUUACAACACACAUAGUAUGCGUCUUGUUCAUUUAACAGCGAUCGACGGUGAAUUUGAUUUAUUAAAACUUUUAAUAGACUCCGGUGCUUUUAUUAAUGUAAUUACAACAACACAUCGUAAAAAUUUACUUCAUCUUCUGUGUGAUCGAGCCGUCGAGCAACCGACGGAGAGUUUUUUUCAAAUUCUUCGUAUGCUUAUCCAAUUGGGAUGCGAUAUAAAUCAGCGAGAUGAUUGCUUUGAAACACCACUUAUGUGCACACUACAUCAUGGGAGUAGUUUAACUAUUGCACAUGAACUCAUUGUUGAAGGUACUCGACUCGAUUUAAAAAAUAAUUUCGGUAAUACAUAUUUAACACGAGCUGUCCACUAUGCACUAUAUGAUCAUGCUCGUAUGGCUCUCUAUGCCGGUGCACCAUGUCGCGUAUGGCAAUGUCCAUUUCCUUACGUCAACCGUAAUUAUCAACAGCAACAAUCGUCUACUGAAACAAGUCUUAUGGAUGCUAUUGUCGAUUAUGAACGUUUUGUUAGUCAACUUGAAGUUUAUUUAUUAAAACCAAGACAAUUAAAAGAUCUAGCACGAUUACAAAUACGAAAAACUCUUCCAUGUCCAUUGAGUAAAUCAAUAGUUCUACUGAAAGAAUAUGUACCCAGUUCACUUAUUGAUUAUUUGAUGUUUAAAGAAAUGAAAACAAUAUUAAAUAUUGAAUAUUAA